Molecule: messenger RNA, 1341 nt
Organism: Solenopsis invicta (red fire ant)
Lineage: Eukaryota; Metazoa; Arthropoda; Insecta; Hymenoptera; Formicidae
Gene: Cpap3-d
Product: protein obstructor-E
Exons: 5
Coding region: 85-792 (235 amino acids)
Cellular component (GO): extracellular region
Molecular function (GO): chitin binding
Source: RefSeq, a predicted model, not a curated record
UACCGAGGCCGACACCUAAAGUGCGCGCCAAUCGCCAACUUCGCCGUCAGAGACAGUAGUCAAGCCGAAGAGAGUGCCGGAAAGAUGAGCUAUUCGAGGAGCGUGACCCUGCUGCUGCUCCUGCCAGUCCUGGCACGUGCCCCCACAGUGCCAAUCCAAAGUUCCACCCUACUCGAUGCCCCGCCGUGCCCCGAUCCCUACGGGAUUCACGCUUACGCUCACCCUGACGACUGCGGGGCCUUCUUCUUAUGCACGAACGGCACGCUGACCUUCGAAUACUGCGAGAACGGACUUCUGUUUGACGGACACGGUGCCGUCCAUAAUCAUUGCAAUUAUAAUUGGGCCGUCGAUUGCGGUAAUCGCAAGGCCGACUACACUCCGAUCAGCAGCCCGGGCUGCGAGUACCAGUUCGGUAUGUACCCGGAAAGCGACAGUUGCAGCACCAGUUACAUCAAGUGUAUCCACGGAGACCCGCAUCAGGCUCACUGCGACCCUGGCCUGGUCUACAACGCCAAGACCCACACGUGCGUCUGGCCGGACGAGCUCAUCCCCUUCUGCAACCCCGAGGCUAUAGUGGGAUUCAAGUGCCCGCACAAGCUGCCCCCCCACAGUGCCGCCGCCAAGUUCUGGCCCUACCCGAGAUUCCCCGUGCCGAGUGAUUGCGGUAGACUGAUCACCUGCGUGGACGGACAUCCGCGACUUCUCACCUGCGGAGAAGGAAAACUAUUCGACUCGGUGAGCCUGACCUGUCUGGAUCCGGAGGAGGUUCCUCACUGCUCAAAUGGUGUUUAAAUGUGGCGACGUAUCUCUGAUAAUUACCCGGCCUUUAAAUCAACGAUUUUGUCAAAGAGAUAUAACAAUAUUAGCUGGAGAUAAAGAAAAAUUUGUAUAAUUGUAAAAAAUUAAAUUUAUCACAGGACAAGGUUGAUUCUAGAAAUUGUUUAAAGAAAAACUGAGGAAAAGAUCAAUUUUUAAAUUCAAGAAAAUGACAAACAUAAAUUACAAAAUAUUAUUAAUAAUACAAACAUCUUAUGCAAAGAAAAUAGAGGAAAAUAAUUAAUGAUGACGGAAUAGAAGAUGUAUUAUAUUCCUAUUAGAUUCCUUUUCGGUUCGGCGUUGCCAGUAGACGAAGAUGUAUCAAACGUAAAUUAUUAUUAAUAAUAGACGUUUAAAGGGGACCAACUGCAUGUACAGAGUGCGUGGAGAGCGAGUACGAUAUGUAGUACAUACAAUGUAUUUAUAUAAUACAAUAUGUAAUACAUAUUCUGUAUUUAUGAUAAAUAUAGUGACAAUGUACAGCCAAGCAACAAUUGAAUAAAAUCUGGACAUGUGUAUAAAAAA